AUGAGUAAACUGAUCCUGACGUGGCGAGACUGCAGCGACAUCAAGGACAAUCUUGUGUCGGUCGUCCCAAAGAUCCCCAGUGGUAUUUAUAUAGUCCAUCCAGACAACACCGACUCUUCCUUUGAGGUGUUCUGUGAGAUGGACUACAUGGGAGGAGGAUGGACAGUGAUGCAGAGGAGGACCGAUGGAUUAACUGACUUUAAGCGACCCUGGGCUGACUAUGCUGAUGGCUUUGGACACCUUGCAGGAGAACACUGGUUGGGCCUGAAGAAGGUGUUUCAUAUAAUAAACCAGAAAGACACUCGGUUCCAGCUUCACAUCGCUUUAGUUUCCCACGAUGACGUCACCUCUUAUGCGUCAUAUGAUGACUUCCGUCUCGACAAUGAAACACAGUUCUUCAGCAUACAUUUGGGCAGAUAUGCAGGAAGUGCAGGCGAUGCUUUCCGCGGCUACGACCAGGAUCAAAACCAGGACACGGCUCCGUUUAGUGCCUCGGAUGUGGACAAUGACGGCUGCAAUCCUUUCUGCUCCAUCGGCAACAGCACGGUGGAGAGCUGCAGCAUUCAGCAGAACCAGACUGGAUGGUGGUUCAACCAGUGCGGCCUGGCGAACCUCAACGGCUCCCCUGAGGAUGCAGAGCAGAACCAGGGUCAGAGGACACACAUCCUGUGGGACACCUGGAGGCAGAAGGGAGUCCCGCACACCAUCAAAUCUGUCACGAUGAAGAUCAGGAGGAUUGCGACCAAUAACUGACAGUUAGAGGAGGCAGAAUGUAGAUAUAACAACUGAAAGUGUUAAUAAAACAAUAGAAAUCUG
Stegastes partitus (bicolor damselfish) is the source of this 816-nucleotide messenger RNA. Its product is annotated as angiopoietin-related protein 5-like. Lineage: Eukaryota; Metazoa; Chordata; Actinopteri; Pomacentridae. The record is from RefSeq and is a predicted model, not a curated record. The transcript has 5 exons. Bases 1 to 753 code for a protein of 250 amino acids.